Messenger RNA from Onthophagus taurus, 555 nucleotides. RefSeq lists its product as uncharacterized. Lineage: Eukaryota; Metazoa; Arthropoda; Insecta; Coleoptera; Scarabaeidae. Gene Ontology annotation, molecular function: nucleic acid binding. The record is from RefSeq and is a predicted model, not a curated record.
AUGGAGCUUGACGCCACGCUAGGAACCAAGCAUUUUCGGACGACCGCUUACCACCACGCUGCCAACGGUCUCGUGGAAAGAUUCCACUGUCAACUAAAAGGCGCUAUCCGAUGCCAAGCCACUGAAAAAUGGGUCGAUAUCUUACCCGCGGUCCUGCUGGGCAACAGGUCAGCCUGGCGAGACGAUUUCUCGGCAACGACAGCGGAACUAGUGUACAACGAACCUCUCAGACUCCAGGGCGAAUUCUUGGCACCUAGAGAAUCGAGCGGGAACAAGGAAGGUGCGACGAACUUCAGCCAAGAAUUGAAAAAGCACUUUCAACAGCUUCAACCGAUCCACGGAACCAGACACGGAAGUAAAAAGAACUUCGUUUUCAGAGACCUAGCCAACUAUACACAUGUUUGGAUUCGCUUGGGUGGAGAACACCACCCGUCAACGCGAGAAGAAAGGGAAACAAAUUACCGUUUCAAUCGUCCGCUUGAAACCGGUGUACAUCCUGUCCGUAGAGGAACAACGCCAGGAGGAUCCACAACGCCCAGAGGCUACUCGGAAUGA